This is a messenger RNA of Homalodisca vitripennis (glassy-winged sharpshooter), 1925 nucleotides long. RefSeq lists its product as uncharacterized. The transcript has 4 exons. The record is from RefSeq and is a predicted model, not a curated record. NCBI's taxonomy places the organism in Eukaryota, Metazoa, Arthropoda, Insecta, Hemiptera, Cicadellidae. The coding region runs from base 27 to 1622 and encodes 531 amino acids.
CCGUGGCAUGACCUACUCGCCCCGCCAUGUUCAGCUUCGCCAGCAAGAUGUUGAACACCCUCAUCGGGGAGGGCCAGCAAGAGGGACAACAACCGCCGGAGGGUGGGCAGAUGCACCAGCCCAUCUUCCGACCGCAGACCAGGCCACCGUUGAGAGCGCAGGGCCCCGGAGGCAUGCCACCUCACGGUAUGGGAGGCCCUCAGCUCAUGGGCCCACAGAGGAUGCCCGGCCCCGGCAUCGGCCCCGGCCCCGGACCGAGGAUGCAAGGGCCUAGGAUGGAGUUCCGUCCCAGACUCGGCAUGGCCCGACCUCAGAUAGGACCCUCCCACAUGAUGCAGAGGCCUCCGCCGCCUGUAGCCUCAGGAGAUGAUCUAGCGGUGGACUUGAGCCAUUUGAGCGAAGAGGAACGAGCUCUCAUUCAAAACGUGAUGGCCAAAGCGAAAGAAAUAGAAGAGCCUCCACCAUCACACAUGGAUCUGCCUGGAGCCAAUCAUGGAAUGCAAAUGGAGGGCAGAAACCUAGGCCCUGGAAUGGACAAUCGAAAUCUCGGACCAGGGAUGGACGGACGGAGCCUAGGAUCGACUAUGGAUGGCAGAGGUCUUGGUCCAGCUAUGGACGGUAGAAACCUCGGUUCAAACAUGGAUGGUAGAAACCUUGGGUCAAAUAUGGAUGGCCGAAAUCUUGGGUCAAAUAUGGACGGCCGAAAUAUCGGAUCAAACAUGGAUGGACGAAACCUAGGGUCGAAUAUGGAUGGCCGAAACCUUGGUUCAUCUUUAGAUGGCAGAAAUCUGGGGUCAACUCUGGAUGGCAGAAACCUAAGUUCGACCAUGGACCACCGCAUCUUAGGAUCAUCCUUAGACAGUCGAGGGUUAGGAACAAGCAUGGAUGGCCGCAGCCUUGGGUCUAUAAUGGAUGGCCAACAACGGCAGGAUCUGAGCAUGGCGAGACCGAUGCACAGCUCUUUCCAACCUCAUGACAAUAGACAAGAUAGCUUUAAAGUGUGCCAAGAUUCGUUUUCUUCGAAUUUACAAAAAGACAAUUUUAUGCAUGGAGGACAACAACGUCAAGACUGUUUUAGUUCGUCCUCCAAUUCCGAAUCCUUCUUCGGCAAUAAUACAUGGGAGAACCCUACGGCGGCGCAAGAUAAGGAGCCGCAGUCGCGAAGUGACGCUUGUGAGUAUUCCACGGCCGGGGCCGGCCCACCAGUCAACGGCUCAUCAUUUAACCCUGAUGUUAGAUUGUCACCAGGCUCCCCCUAUUCUACCUCUCCAGCAUCCGAUGAUGAGAGCAGUAGAGAAAAAAGUAUUCUAUCGGAAAUUAAAAACCUCAACGAGUCUUCUCUUAUUUCGAAUCAGACUGAAAGCGAAGAGUUAGAUAAAAACAAAGUUAAUACUGGCCCGAGUUUAGUAGGACAAGGAAUCCUUUUGGAACCGUUUUAUGACCACAGUCCUGGAGAAGUUUACACCAUUCCUGAAGAAGAAGACGAGAUCAGCAGCCCCACCUCUGGGGACGGAGUGACUAGUUUGCGCAAGAGGCGCCUAGUCGGAGGUAAACCCACCACUAUAGCCUCAUAUUCAAAAAAAAAAAAGAAAAGAAAAGAAAGACGAACAAACAAAAUUUAACACAUGAAAUAAACUUUGUCUGUCACUCUCUCUGUCAGAUCUCUUUCUCUCUUUCUGUCUCUCUUGCUCUCUCACUGUACAUUAUCCCGUGUCCCCGACCCCACUUUCACUCACACACACAUCAUUCCCAGCUUAUUGUAACAAUUUGCUAACUUUUUAAAUUUUUCUGCAUUUUUAUUCGAUCUAAUGAUUUCGUCUCAUUUGGAAUGGAUUCAGAUUUUGGAUGCAUGAGUAUCACGUGUAAGUAGUUUUUAAGUUUGCACUAUUUCAAUAUUCUCUCUUUCUACUUUCUAUGCGGAUGCA